AUGACGACGGACCAAACCCCCGAAGAAGAGGCCAACAUCAACGUCUGCAAAGAGUACAUGUCCAUCGCAUAUUCCCCGACCGAGAACAGAGGCGGUGACUCGGUCGCCCACCUGUGCCACGCCGACAGCUGGUUUUGGGCUCCUGCAACAUUUCCCGGCUGCGAAACGCCCAUGGACUACGCGACAUCUCACUCUGUGGUCAUGUCCGCCGUGUCCGACCUCCACAUCAUCCGCUUCGACCAGGUGUUUGCGAAGAAUGGGCACGUCUUGCUUCGAUAUACCGCCGAGGGGAGCCACGUGGGCAAACCAUACAAGGGCAUCCAAGCCACUGGGAAGCAUGCGACGUGGUGUGCGGCGGCGAUUUUCGAAGUCGAGGACAGGAAGAUCCGAAGCUUUACCAAGGAUUGGGACCAGAAGACUAUGCAGAUUCAACUUGGAUGGGCGCCGGUCAAUGAGAGCGACGAUCCGAGGUGGAACGCACAAGCUCUUGCUGAUCCAGAGGGGUCGAGGAAGAAGAAAGAAUGA
Molecule: messenger RNA, 525 nt
Organism: Cladophialophora yegresii CBS 114405
Lineage: Eukaryota; Fungi; Ascomycota; Eurotiomycetes; Chaetothyriales; Herpotrichiellaceae
Exons: 2
Coding region: 1-525 (174 amino acids)
Biological process (GO): polyketide metabolic process
Source: RefSeq, a predicted model, not a curated record